AUGCCCAAAAGAAAGGCUGCAGGUCAAGGUGAUAUGAGGCAGGAGCCAAAGAGAAGAUCAGCCAGACUGUCUGCUUUGCCUGUGCCCAUUAUACCAGAGUUGAAGCCAAAAAGAACACCAACUCCAAGGAAAAUGAAAAAAGAUGAUAUGAUGGAAAAUAAUGCAAAUACAAGUGCCCAAACAAUAGCUGAAACCAAACAAGAAGUUAUUAAAGAAGAAUACAAGGAAAAUGCUGAAAAUGGAGAAGGCAAAAUUAUAAAGGCACCAGCUCCUGAAAAAGAACCUGAGGAAAUAAAAGAAAAAAAAAUGGAAGAUGUUGGAAAAGAAGGAUUAGAAAAGAAAGAAGCAGUGCCAUCAGGAGAAAAGAAAGAUGAGAAAAAAGAUAAGGAAGGAGAUGGAAAAGACCAAAACAAGGAAGAAGAGAAAAGAGAAGGUGGAAAAGAGGAUGAAAAUGGAAAAGUGGAAGAAGACCAGAAAGACAAAGGAGAUGAAAAAGCAGAUGAAGAUGGAAAGGGGAAAGAAAAUGGCAAAGAGGAAGAAGAUGAAAAAGAGGGUAAAAAUGGGAAGGGGAAAGAUGGCAAAGAAUGGGAAGAUGGCAAAGAAUGUGAAAAUGAAAAAGAUAAAGGUAAAGAUGAAAAACAAAAAGACAGAAAAGAGGAAGAAGAUAAAAAAUAUGAUGAAGAUGAGAAAGGUGAUAAAGUUGGAUUAGAGGAUGAAGAUGGAAAAGAGGGUGAAGAUGGGAAUGAGGAUGAAGGUGGAAAUGAUGAGAAAGAUGGAAAAGAGAAAGGAGAAGCUGAGAAAGAGGAUGGAGAAAAAGAGGAGGAAAAUGGAAACGGAAAUGGGAAAGAUGGAAAGGAAAAGGAAAAUAAGGCUGAGGUUGAAAAAGAAAUAGCUGAAAAAGAAGAUGUCAAAAAAGAAGCGUCUCAGAGUAUUGUUUAA
This is a messenger RNA of Pipistrellus nathusii (Nathusius's pipistrelle), 939 nucleotides long. Lineage: Eukaryota; Metazoa; Chordata; Mammalia; Chiroptera; Vespertilionidae. The record is from the annotation of a GenBank genome assembly.